Messenger RNA from Blastomyces gilchristii SLH14081, 1629 nucleotides. RefSeq lists its product as uncharacterized. Lineage: Eukaryota; Fungi; Ascomycota; Eurotiomycetes; Onygenales; Ajellomycetaceae. The record is from RefSeq and is a predicted model, not a curated record. The coding region runs from base 1 to 1629 and encodes 542 amino acids. The transcript has 2 exons.
AUGCCUGAGCCGAGAAUAUCUUCCUCAAUCCAAACACCAGGAGCUAGCUCACCGGGCUCCGCACCACACCUGCGUCAUCGGGGCUUCAACCAUUCCGCCACAACAUCGUUCGUUGAGCCAUCGUCACACCAGCCUCCUGGCCCGGGAAGGUUGCGACGCAGCUCGACUUUCUCUGAUACUGUUUCCGAGGCCCGCAAUUCCAUCAAAUCUUCCACUGAUAAUCUAUUCCUUCCACGGGUUAGCUCGCGCGCAAGGUCUCUGGACGAUAACAAUGAGUCCAACUGGCAGUCCGUCCCGCUGGCGUUGGCCUUGUUGCCGGCAGUCGGGGGUCUGCUAUUCCAAAAUGGAAGCGCAGUUGCAACAGACAUCACUUUAUUAGUUCUGGCAGCCGUAUUUCUUAAUUGGUCUAUUCGGUUACCCUGGGAGUGGUACCGUUCAGCGCAAGAGAUGUCACGAAGCAUUAUACCAGAAGAAGAUUUCGACAUGGAUGUAAUUAUUGAGGAGCCAGAGGAAUCCGAGCCUGAGCCGGAUAAUGAGGAGGAAGAUAAUUUGAAAGCCAAUUCUCAAGAACGGCUAUCUAGAAACCGGCAAUCCGAAGCAGUCAAAGCAGCCAUAGCAGAGCUUCGCCGACACGAAGUCGCAGCUCUGGCAUCUUUCUUCCUCCUCCCGUUAAUAGGUGCCUGGCUCCUACAUGCACUCAGAUCGCAACUCUCCCGACCCUCCGAAGGCCUCGUGUCCAACUAUAAUUUAACAGUCUUCCUGCUCGCCGCUGAAAUCCGCCCAUUGUCCCACCUGCUAAAAAUGGUCCAGGCACGAACCCUCCACCUCCAACGCGUCGUGACCUCAGGCAACCAAGACCGCCGCGAGAAAAUCGACGCAAGCAAAAUCCUCGACCUCUCUACCCGCCUCGGAGAACUAGAAGCCCACAUUGCAGAAUCAGCCAGCCAGAACCAGUACCGCAUGACACACGGACAAAACGAAAACCUCUCCCCGACCUCAUCCACAACCAAAUCCACCCUUCCGGACAAUACACAACCCACACAACCCGACCUCUCAGCCCUCACCCGCGCCAUGCGCCGCUACGAAAAACGCACAGCCCUGCACGCCCACGAGACCGAAACGCGCCUCCAAUCUCUCGAAAAGCGGCUGAACGACGCCAUCGCGCUCAGCAACGCGGUUGCGGCGCAGCAGCGGCAGCAGCGUAGCACAGCAGCGCCCCGUGUCUCGCCGGUGUAUAUAUCAUUACUAAACUGGAUUUGUGCUGCUAUUGUGCUGCCGGCGCAGAUGGUUUGGGGAUUGUGCCGUAUGCCGUUUCGGAUGGCUAGGUGGUGUUUGUGGUGGAUUGGACUUGGCGUUACCGCUGCUGGUAGUAGUAAGGGGGUUAGAGGUGAUGGGGCAAAUGUAGGGAAGGAGGUAGUAGGCAGGGGGAAGAGUGUUGGCAACGGCAGCGUUAAGAGUGGUGGUGAUGGUAAUGGUAUUGUCGGUGGGAAACGAAAAUCUAAGCCAAUUUCUAUAUCGAGGGAGUUGAUGAGGUCUGUCUCACCUGCUGGUGGUGGUGGUGGUGGUAGGUUGCAACAGCGCGAGAUCGGGACGGGGAGGCUGCCGAUCUCGAGUUUACAUCUGGGAUGA